This is a messenger RNA of Aspergillus udagawae, 1107 nucleotides long. RefSeq names its product protein disulfide isomerase family protein. Gene Ontology annotation, biological process: protein folding. The transcript is spliced from 2 exons. The record is from RefSeq and is a predicted model, not a curated record. NCBI's taxonomy places the organism in Eukaryota, Fungi, Ascomycota, Eurotiomycetes, Eurotiales, Aspergillaceae. The coding region runs from base 1 to 1107 and encodes 368 amino acids. Gene Ontology annotation, cellular component: endoplasmic reticulum. Gene Ontology annotation, molecular function: protein disulfide isomerase activity.
AUGGCUCGGUUGAGCUUCCUGCUUGUGAGCUGCCUCACACUGCUCGUCGGUAUCGCCAGCGCCGCUUCCGCUGUCAUUGAUCUGCUUCCCAAGAAUUUCGACGAUGUCGUCCUCAAGUCCGGAAAGCCCGCUCUCGUUGAAUUCUUCGCCCCUUGGUGUGGCCACUGCAAGACACUCGCACCCGUCUAUGAAGAGCUCGCUCAGGCUUUCGAAUCCGCCAAGGACAAGGUGACUGUGGCCAAGGUGGAUGCGGACGAACACAGAGAUCUUGGAAAGAGAUUUGGUGUCCAGGGAUUCCCUACCCUGAAGUGGUUCGAUGGCAAGAGCGACAAGCCCGAGGACUACAAGGGUGGCCGGGAUCUGGAGAGCCUGUCGGCGUUCAUUACGGAGAAGACGGGCAUCAAGCCUCGUGGACCAAAGAAGGAGCCUAGCAAGGUUGAGAUGUUGACUGAGACUUCAUUCAAGUCUACCAUUGGCGGUGACAAGAAUGUGUUGGUUGCUUUCACUGCGCCUUGGUGCGGACACUGCAAGAACCUUGCCCCUACUUGGGAGACCCUCGCCAAUGACUUCGCACUCGAGCCCAACGUUGUGAUCGCCAAGGUCGACGCCGAGGCAGAGAACUCCAAGGCUCUCGCCAAAGAACAAGGCGUCACCGGAUACCCCACCAUCAAGUUUUUCCCCAAGGGCUCAACCGAGCCCAUUUCUUACACCGGUGCUCGUUCCGAGGAGGCCUUCAUCGAGUUCCUGAACGCCAACGCCGGUACUAACCGUGCCGUUGGUGGAGGUCUGAACGAGAAGGCCGGCACAGUCGCCGCUCUUGAUGAGUUCAUCACCAAGUACGUCUCGUCGCGCAACGCUAAGGAGCUGGUUGCGGAGGUUAAGAAGGCUGCCAAGGGUCUUCAGGACAAGUAUGCUCAAUACUAUGUUAAGGUUGCUGAGAAGAUCAGCCAGAACGAGGAGUAUGCCAGCAAGGAGCUGGCUCGUCUCAAAAAAAUCCUUGAGAAGGGUGGCUCGGCCCCCGAGAAGAUGGACGAUAUUGUUUCUCGCAGCAACAUCCUGCGCAAGUUUGUCGGCGAGAAAGAGACUGAUGCCAAGGACGAGCUGUAG